This is a messenger RNA of Penicillium canariense, 1014 nucleotides long. RefSeq lists its product as uncharacterized. The coding region runs from base 1 to 1014 and encodes 337 amino acids. The transcript is spliced from 6 exons. The record is from RefSeq and is a predicted model, not a curated record. NCBI's taxonomy places the organism in Eukaryota, Fungi, Ascomycota, Eurotiomycetes, Eurotiales, Aspergillaceae.
AUGGACGAGUCACUCGAUCCAUCGAUAAUUGCCGUAUUGCAGGUGGGAUGCAAGGUUAUUUCGGUCACUCCGCACGGGAAGGGCAGUUGGUCUGCCGGAUAUAAGGUUGAUGUAGAUGUGAACGGUGAAGAAAAGGAGUACUUUGUCAAGUGGCAGAUUCUUUACGGGAAUAACCACCAAGAAAUGGCCCUGGGUGAAUAUGAGAGUCAGAAGGAGCUAGCAAAGUACCUUCCCGAUAACGUCAUUGUGCCUUUGGCGCAUGGGACUCUUGAGAAUGACCCCUCGGCGUCUUUCUAUUUGACGACCUUUCGCAACCUGAGCGAUAGAACCCCCCAACCAGCACAGUUAGUAGAAGUUCUGGAGAAGUUGCACAAUAAUUCUCUCUCUCCAAAUGGCAAAUUCGGUUUCCAUGUAACAACCUUCAACGGAGUGAUGCCUAUUGUCCAUGACUGGUGCGACACGUGGGAAGAAUAUUUUGCCCGCCAACUUCAAUUUGAUAUCAAGUGGGAACAAAGUAUUCGGGGAGCAGAUCCGGAAUUUGAUGCAGUUGCGGACGAGUUCUUUCAGAGGGUCAUCCCUAGACUGCUACGACCCCUCGAGACCGGUGGAAGAAGUAUAAAACCUAGCCUCGUUCAUGGCAACCUCUGGCAUGGUAAUGCGCAGAUUGAUAUGGCCACUCAACAUCUCAUGCUCUUUGACUCUUGUUGCUGUUAUGCACACAACGAGUUCGAUCUGGGCAUGAUGAGGCAGCCGAGAUAUCGAUUUACAGGCGAACAUGCCGAUAGAUACAGGGAGGUGAUACGUCCUUCGGAGCCUGUAGAGGACUUUGACGAUCGAAAUGCGUUAUAUGCCAUGCAUGAUAAUCUUAUUAACUCUGGUCUUCAUGAACAUCGAGCAUUUCUUCGUGGACAGGUUAAGGAGGAAAUGCAAAGGCUUAUCGCAAAACAUCCAAACGGCAUUGACGGGUCAAAUGCUGGUAGCAUGUAUCUCAUCCCUAGGAAACGGAUCGGAUAA